AUGCACAACGGUCGCGGUCGUCGCAAGCCUGGUAGUCUCAGAGCGACGAAGAGCGGUCAACGUCGCACAAUGUUACACAUUAUUCCCGAUCAAUCCCUCCCCCCUCGUGCUAAGACGGUUACCGUCUGCGAUGAUAGCCCUGAGACCUCCGACGCCGCCUCCACGACUUCCACCAACACUACCAGCAUAACUACCUCCAGUCUACCUGCGACCUCUCCUACCAUCGAAGCAAGCUCCAUCAAGAAAGCUAUGGCCCGGAAAACUUCGUCUCCCAUGGCCCCGCCGUUCAUGGUGUCCGCGCCGGGAAAGGUCAUCGUCUUUGGAGAACAUGCCGUGGUACACGGUAAGGCAGCCAUGGCUGCUGCCAUCUCCCUCCGCUCCUACUUCCUCGUCACCACCCUGUCCAAGUCGCAGCGCACUAUCACCUUAAACUUCCGAGACAUCAAGUUCGAUCACACCUGGAACAUCGAUGAGCUACCAUGGGAGCUCUUCAAGCAGCCCUCCAAGAAGAAGUACUAUUACGACCUGGUCACAUCUCUCGACACCGAGUUGUACGACGCACUCAUGCCCCACGUCCAAGACGUGUCGCCCCAUGCGCCGGAGGAUUUACGAAAAAUCCACAGUCGCUCUGCCCUAGCAUUCCUAUACCUCUUUUGCUCCCUGGGCUCUCCCGAGAGUCAUGGCGCUAUCUACACCCUGCGCUCUACGAUUCCUAUUGGUGCUGGACUCGGUAGCAGUGCUAGUAUUUGUGUCUGUAUGAGUACGGCCCUACUACUUCAAAUCCGCACCCUAGCUGGUCCCCACCCCGACCAACCCCCAGAUGAGGCGGAGCUUCAGAUUGAGCGCAUCAAUAGAUGGGCUUUCGUUGGAGAAAUGUGUAUGCAUGGAAACCCGAGUGGAGUAGACAAUACGGUCUCCGCAGGCGGUAAGGCUGUGUUUUUCCGGCGCGAAGAUUACACUAAGCCGCCCACGGUGGUGCCGGUACCCAACUUCCCCGAAUUGCCCCUCUGGUUGAUAGACACGCGACAGGCUCGCUCCACCGCGGUUGAGGUUGCCAAGGUGGGCAAGCUCAAAGAGGAGCAUCCCCUGGUGACUGAAUCGAUGCUGGAUGCAAUUGAGAAGGUGACCGUGUCUGCUAAAGACGCCAUCAAGAAUACGGAUGGCAGACCUCUGGACCAGAUGGAGCUUGAACGUUUCGGUUCCUUGCUCCGUAUUAACCACGGGUUGCUUGUGUCGUUAGGCGUGUCGCAUCCGCGACUGGAGCGAAUCCGCGAGCUGGUUGACUAUACCGACAUCGGAUGGUCCAAGUUGACUGGUGCCGGUGGAGGUGGAUGUGCAAUCUCUCUUCUCCGCCCAGAUGCCAGCGAGGAGUCUCUACGACAGCUCGAGCAGAAGCUUGCCGACGAGAACUUCACGAAAUACGAGACCACUCUAGGCGGUGACGGUGUCGGUGUCCUUUGGCCGGCAGUUCUGCGCAACGGCACCGAUGAGGAGGGUGGUGAGGAAAUUGAUCAACAAAAGUUUGAGAACGCCGACGGCCCCGUCGGUAUUGACAGACUCGUAGGUGUCGGCGUUCAGGAAAAACGCGAAGGCUGGAAGUUUUGGAGACGGGCAGUAUGA
Molecule: messenger RNA, 1620 nt
Organism: Aspergillus aculeatus ATCC 16872
Lineage: Eukaryota; Fungi; Ascomycota; Eurotiomycetes; Eurotiales; Aspergillaceae
Gene: erg12
Product: mevalonate kinase
Exons: 1
Coding region: 1-1620 (539 amino acids)
Biological process (GO): isoprenoid biosynthetic process; ergosterol biosynthetic process
Cellular component (GO): cytoplasm
Molecular function (GO): mevalonate kinase activity; ATP binding
Source: RefSeq, a predicted model, not a curated record